Fomitopsis serialis is the source of this 2281-nucleotide messenger RNA. RefSeq lists its product as uncharacterized. Bases 43 to 2091 code for a protein of 682 amino acids. The record is from RefSeq and is a predicted model, not a curated record. Gene Ontology annotation, molecular function: 4 iron, 4 sulfur cluster binding; aconitate hydratase activity. Lineage: Eukaryota; Fungi; Basidiomycota; Agaricomycetes; Polyporales; Fomitopsidaceae. Gene Ontology annotation, biological process: tricarboxylic acid cycle. Gene Ontology annotation, cellular component: mitochondrion; cytosol. The transcript has 13 exons.
UACCCUCCCUCUCUUCGCUGUCGCUCGUCGUCUCCUACGACGAUGUUCAACCUCUCCUCCCGCUCCGCGAAGGCGUGGCGGUCAGGCAAGAUCGGCGACAAGAAGGUCGCCAUGUCCUUGGUCGAACCUAACGCGUACAUCAACUACCAACGCAUCGAGGACAACCUCGCUAUCAUUGUGUACGGUCACCUCGACGACCCGCACAACCAGGACAUCGUCCGCGGGACGAGUUAUCUCAAGCUGCGCCCUGACAUGGCUAUUCUGCAGUUCAUGUCGGCAGGCAUGGACACGGCCGCGGUUCCGACCACCGUCCACUGUGACCACUUGAUUGAGGCCCAGGUCGGUGGUCCGAAGGAUCUCGCGCGCGCGGUGAACACGAACAAGGAAGUCUACGACUUCUUGGCUACCGCCACGGCGAAGUACGGUCUCGGUUUCUGGAAGCCUGGCUCUGGUAUUAUUCACCAGAUCAUCCUUGAGAACUAUGCCUUCCCCGGUGGUCUCAUGAUCGGGACGGACUCGCACACGCCGAACGCCGGCGGUCUCGGUAUGGUUGCUUGCGGUGUCGGCGGUGCUGAUGCGGUCGAUCUCAAGUGCCCCAAGGUCAUCGGUGUCAACUUGACUGGCAAAUCAGCGGCUGGACUACUCCUAAGGGUAUAUGUCAUCCUCAAGGUUGCGGGUAUCCUCACGGUCAAAGGCGGUACCGGUGCCAUCGUCGAGUACAAGGGUCCUGGUGUUGAGUCGCUGUCGUGCACGGGUAUGGCUACGAUCUGCAACAUGGGUGCUGAAAUCGGUGCAACGACCUCGAUCUUCCCCUUCAACCACCGGAUGAGCUUCUCGCACAACCUGCAGGCGGACGAGAAUGCCGAGUAUGACGAGCACGUCGAGAUGUGGUUCAAGGAGGCUGUCGAGAAGAACAACUGGCCUGCUGAUCUCCGUGUCGCUCUGAUCGGUUCUUGCACCAACUCUUCGUACGAGGACAUGUCCCGCGCUGUUUCUAUCGUCAAGCAAGCUGCCGACCAUGGUCUGACGACCAAGAGCAAGUUCACGGUUACUCCCGGUUCCGAGCAGGUUCGUGCGACCAUCGAUCGCGACGGCUACAUCGCGACGUUCGAGGAGGCUGGCGGUAUCGUGCUCGCCAACGCGCGUGACGUCAAGAAGGGCGAAGUCAACUCGAUCAUCACCUCCUACAACCGUAACUUCACCGGCGGCGCCGACGGCAAGCCGUUCAAGUUCGUCGACCCGACUGGCGCUGAGCUCCCGCCGAAGGGCUACGACCCCGGAGAGAACACCUUCCAGCCUCCCCCGCAGGACCGUGCCAGCGUCCAGGUCGCCGUCGACCCCAAGUCUGACCGUCUUCAGCUCCUCACACCCUUCGCUCCUUGGGAUGGCAAGACCCCCACUGACCUCCCCAUCCUCAUCAAGGUCAAGGGCAAGUGCACGACGGAUCACAUCUCCGCUGGUGGUCCCUGGCUCAAGUAUCGUGGUCACCUCGAGAACAUCUCUCAAAACUGCCUGAUCGGUGCCAUCAACUCUGAGAACGGCGAGGCUAACAAGGUGAAGAACCAGAUCACUGGCGAGUACGGUGCAGUUCCCCAGACCGGUGCCUACUACCGCGAUCACGGCAUCAAGUGGGUCGUCAUCGGUGACCACAACUACGGUGAGGGUUCGUCGCGUGAGCACGCCGCUCUCGAGCCCCGCUUCCUCGGCGGUAUGGCUGUCAUCACCCGCUCGUUCGCCCGUAUCCACGAGACGAACCUGAAGAAGCAGGGCAUGCUCGCGCUCACGUUCGCCGACUCCGAGGACUACGAGAAGGUCCGCCCUGACGACCGCGUCGACAUCCUCGGCCUCGAGUCCUUCGCGCCUGGCAAGAACCUUACGCUGGUGCUCAAGCACAGCGACGGCUCCAAGGAGGAAGUCUCGCUUGCGCACAGCUUCAACGAGGGCCAGAUUGGGUGGUUCAAGGCCGGUUCGGCGCUGAACCUGGUGAGUACCCCCUGGUGCCUGCGACAUUCUCGAGUGGAACUGACUGGUAUUGCAGAUGGCGGCGACGGCGAAGGCGAAGGCGCAGCAAUAAAUGUGUGCGGACAAUAGCGCGUGGCCAUUGACGUUGACGAUGAUGAUGAUGAUGCAGUCUGUCCUCUCAUGCAAUGCAUGUCUCCUCGCAUAGCUUACGGUUGUAUUCUUCUUGUCUUUAUUCGCUACCAUUCUUUCCAUACUUCCCGAGACGUGUAAUAGCUAGAACGACCGAAUCGAAUGUUCCAUGACUAGCUAAGGCGGACGU